UUCCUCCUCUCUCUCUCUCUCUCUUACUCUCACUCUAUCUCUCUCUCUCUCUCUUCCUCCGUGGGAGUCUUUUGAUGGGAAGAUGAUGAACAGGUCCAACUCUGCUGAGGCUUUUGUCCCUUCCAUGGUGUCCUUUGCUGGGCUGGAAGGCAACAACCAAAAGCGCCACCUUUGGGACUGGGCGACGGCCUCCCACAACCUCAACGCCGCUGUUCCCACCACCAACCACGAAGCUAUCGACCUCCAAAGCCGCCCAAUCUUCCCUCCUGCUCCCGCCCUGGAUUGCCCGCCUCCUCUCUUCCCCAUGAACCACUUCGCCUUCUGUCCACCUCCGCCCGUGCCGGAUUUCCCGGUGGCGCUCAUCAAGACGGAGGAUGGCAUCGACAGCGGAGGCCGAAUCGGUCUAAAUUUGGGCCAAAGGACCUACUUUUCGUCCGGGGACGGCCUCGAGAUGGACCACCUGUUCGCGAGGUCGAGAGGCGUGUAUUCGCUGAGCCACCAGCCGCCGCGGUGCCAGGCCGAGGGGUGCAAAGCCGAUCUCUCCGGCGCGAAGCACUACCACCGCCGACACAAGGUGUGCGAGUUCCACUCCAAGGCCACCGUCGUCAUCGCCCAUGGACUGCAGCAGCGGUUCUGCCAGCAAUGCAGCAGGUUCCAUGCGCUGGCAGAGUUUGAUGAAGCCAAAAGGAGCUGCAGGAAGCGCCUGGCCGACCACAACCGCAGGAGGAGGAAGCCUCAGCUCGCAACAGGAAUAGCAGAGUCCUCAGCCUCCGUGAUUCCCACAGCCAACUCCAAUAUUGAGAAGACCAAACAGGCUCAAGACAUCACACCAACCAAGUCCAUAACUCCUGUUUAUCUCACUGGUAUUAGUACCAAAAGGAGUGGUCAUUUGAGGAAUGAACCAGCUUUAUCUAUAAGAGGAGUUGGGGCAGAUGAAAGAAGAGGCAUGGAUUCUAACACCAUGUACCAAAGUCAAGGAACCUUAGGUGCAAUGUUGGAGGACAAGUUCCCACAGCAGCAGCACAUCUUCUCCCUCUCAGAAUCCAGCGGCACAUUCUUCCACCACCACAAUCCCCCCUUGAGUUCCGAUUCUAAUGAGGCCACCCAGUCCACAGGAGGUUGUUCAAGCCACAGCACCCACCUUCAGCAAGCCAAUCUCCUCCACCUUGGACAAGCCAUGUUUGAACUGGACUUCAUGUGAGAGGAGGCAGACUCUAAUGAAUGGAUCAGCAAUUGCUAGCUCUGAUGCAGCAAGAAGGAUUUUAUUCUUUCUGAUCUCUUCUUCUCUAUCUUCAGUUGGUUCCUUUGCAGAAAAUUUGUGUAGGAUGUGCUCAGAUCCCCCUCCCCUC
Musa acuminata subsp. malaccensis (wild Malaysian banana) is the source of this 1349-nucleotide messenger RNA. RefSeq names its product squamosa promoter-binding-like protein 8. Gene Ontology annotation, cellular component: nucleus. The record is from RefSeq and is a predicted model, not a curated record. Gene Ontology annotation, molecular function: DNA binding. Lineage: Eukaryota; Viridiplantae; Streptophyta; Magnoliopsida; Zingiberales; Musaceae.